Molecule: messenger RNA, 1771 nt
Organism: Xiphophorus couchianus (Monterrey platyfish)
Lineage: Eukaryota; Metazoa; Chordata; Actinopteri; Cyprinodontiformes; Poeciliidae
Product: macrophage mannose receptor 1-like
Exons: 4
Coding region: 821-1771 (316 amino acids)
Source: RefSeq, a predicted model, not a curated record
UGUGUAGUGACUAAACCAUGUUUUAAAAACAAAAGAUCUCCCACGCUCACUUUGUACAAAUUUCAGACAGACAAAUCCUGACAUACUUGUGUGACAAAUACAUGACUGUAUUUUCAAUUUCAUAGAUCAACCACUCAACCGUAAUCAGUCAUUUUUAGACAUUCCUAAGUUCUCAAGUCCAGUACAAGAAAUCUGGACUUCUUUUGUUGUUUCUUCAGGACGUUUUUCAGCAAUUCGCACCUUGAUAAAGGAGACCAGAUCACCUCACGUAACGUCGUCAGGGACAACAAAGACCCAAACACUGAGCUGAAUAGCCGAUAGGACUGCACCAUUAUUAACUUUAUGGCCCUAUUAGAAUCAGAAUACAGUCUGACUCUACUGGCCAUGUUUGUGGACACAAACAAUGCAGAUGGGCAGAAGAUUAAAAUGCUGCAAAUGUGCCUAAGUUGUUUCUCAGUAGAGUAGCUACUCGAGUUAUAAUGUGCAUCUAUUAUGUUCCUUGAGGAGACAGCCUGGGGGAAGGAGGUGAAGUUUCUACGGCUACUGAAUAGAAACUCAGUGGCCACACUACAGAAACAAGCUCAGUGGUUAUGUUGGUUGUAAAAGCCUUCCAGAAAAACAGUGAGGGGGGAAAAUGUAGGAAAAUCUGCAACAUGAUGUUCUGGGAUCUGUUACGCACACAGAGACAUAAAAUAGUGGAGGUGGUCAGAUUUGAACAUGGGAACAUUCUGUUGAUUUAAUUUUUUAUGGACUAUCAUUACUUUUAAUUGCUGUAAUGCUGUGAAAAAGUUACAUUGGUGGAAAAAGGCCCUGAGAGAUUAUGAGGAAAGUUUCUGUUUUUCUCCUAACAGAGAGGUUCAUCCUCUCCACAUGCGACCAGCAUCAGUAUCACUUUGUCAGUGGAUCUUUCACCUGGAGCGAAGCUCAGGCCUACUGCAGACAGAAACACACAGACCUGGCCACCAUCCAGAGUUUCACAGAAGUGGAGCGAGUUUUGGAAACGCUUUCAUCUGCUGGUCACACAUCGGAGGUCUGGAUCGGUUUGUACAGUGAGAUGGACUGGAGGUGGUCUGAUGGUUUCACAGGGAGCGGGGCUGAAUACAGGGACUGGGAAACCUCUGAUGAUGAACCAGAUUUUUAUUAUGCCUACCAGUUCUGUGUGUUGAUUGCUAAAAAUGGCAAAUAUUGGGAUGAUUCCUGCAGCAUCUCGUACCCAUUUAUCUGCUACAACGGCACACAGGAGAAUCCUGAAUAUGUUCUGGUCAAUGAACCCAGAUCCUGGUCCGAUGCUCAGAAGUACUGCAGGCAGAACUUCAGAGACCUGGCUACCAUCAGGAACCACACAGAAAACCAGAGAGCUCAAAGUUUGCUUCCUAGUCCGGCCUUUGUAUGGAUUGGUCUGUUUAGAGAUCCAAACUUUCACUGGUCUGAUGGGAGCAGAUUUGUCUACAGAAACUGGGCAGACGUUUUCAACGUAAUAGGCUCCAACAGAAUCAUUUGUGGAGUCACAUGGAGUCCAGGGCAAUGGAGGUUUCGCUCAUGUGAAACAAAAAGGUCAUUUGUUUGCCACAGCCUCCCAGAAAUGAAACGGCUUGUGAAGCUGAGACUGAAGACUGAGGACUCUGUCAAUCUGAACGAUCCGCUUGUGAUGGUAAACAUCCUGAAGAAGCUGCAGGACAGACUGAAUGAGAAUGGAAUGAGUGGAACCACCUUGAAAUGGAGAGAGCAGCCUGACGGAGACGUCUUUAAGAAGAAGAAGGCCGAACUCUGA